This is a messenger RNA of Zootermopsis nevadensis, 2167 nucleotides long. RefSeq names its product STAM-binding protein. Gene Ontology annotation, biological process: protein K63-linked deubiquitination. Lineage: Eukaryota; Metazoa; Arthropoda; Insecta; Blattodea; Termopsidae. Gene Ontology annotation, molecular function: protein binding; metal-dependent deubiquitinase activity; K63-linked deubiquitinase activity. The record is from RefSeq and is a predicted model, not a curated record. Gene Ontology annotation, cellular component: membrane; endosome.
UAUGUGUGUUGGUUGACGGAUGAGUGAAGUGUUGUGAGGUGAUGGAGAAGUUGAAGUGGUGUAAUGGUUUAUUGUGACUGAAGAAUUGUUCGAAGAUGGAUCAAGGGAAAUAUUUGUAUGAUAAGCAGUCAUCUCCUGAUAUGGGAAUUACUGAUCCAAAUGGACGACUUAAAAUGCUGUCGGACUUCGGAAAUUCGAUAGAUAUAGACAGUAACAUUCCGCCUAGAAGGUAUUACAGGUCUGGCAUGGAAAUGGUUCGGAUGGCUAAUGUGUAUCUGGAAGAAGGCAGUUUGGAGAAUGCUUAUAUUUUAUAUAUGAAGUUUAUGACGUUAUUUAUUGAAAAAAUUCGUCACCAUCCUGAUUUUGCAACUGUAUCAGUAACGGACAGAGCCAUUAAUGCUCAAAAAUUACGGGAAGUUUUACCAAAAGCAGAAAAGCUGAAGACCCGACUUUUGGAGCAGUAUGAACAAGAAUAUAAUAGAUACCUUGAAGAACAGAAACAGAGGGAACUUGAACGCCAAAAAAGAGAGGCAGAAGAAAUUAAACAGCAUGAGGGCCGUGAAUUUCCCCAUCGUGUGAAGUUACCAGCACAAAAGGGACAUACCAUACCUGGAACUUCAGUUGUUGUAAUGCCCCCUGUAUCUACUGAUGAUGUAAUUUAUCCUGAUACACUAGAACUGGAAAAACCUGGUUACACUCCUAAGCCAGACAGUCUUUCAAUUUCUGUUCCAAGGACUGUGCCAUUGCCAAAUGUUGAUAGAAGUACAAAGCCAGCAUCUCUUCUUAGUCCAUCAAUCCAUUCUAAAGUUGGGUUGCGAGAUGUUAUAGUUCCUUCAAGACUCAUGGGAAAAUUUAUGAACCUGGCCCAGCGGAACACAAGCCAGAAUAUUGAGACCUGUGGAAUAUUAGCUGGAACACUUAAUCGUGGGCGACUAAUCGUUACACAUCUUCUUGUUCCGAAACAGAAUGGAACAGCAGAUUCAUGUACAACACAGAAUGAAGAAGAAAUAUUUGACUAUCAAGACCAGCAUGAUCUCAUAACACUUGGCUGGAUUCAUACCCAUCCAAGUCAGACUGCAUUCCUUUCAAGUGUAGAUUUGCAUACUCACUGCUCAUACCAGCUUAUGAUGCCUGAGGCUCUGGCAAUUGUGUGCGCUCCACGGUAUGAAGAAACUGGUUUCUUCAUUUUAACUCCUCACUAUGGUUUGGAUUUUAUCGCGAAAUGCAGACAAACUGGUUUUCAUCCUCACCCUACUGAGCCACCAUUAUACAUGAAAGCGGAACAUUCCAAGUUGGACAACGCUGCCUACGUUGAAGUUGUGGAUUUAAGGAGAUGAGUUUUGCAGUGUUGACACCAUAGCAAAUAUGAAGAAUUGACUUUAUGAAAACCAGUUUGUUGGCCAUUAACUUAGCUAAUUACAAUGUUUUUGGUGCGAGGACGCUCUGGUUACUUACCAGUUUAUGACUCGCCAUACUAAGAUACUGUUUCAUACUGCAGUUUGUUUACAGCUAUAAUAUGGUACACUUAUGUUUGAGGCUACCUCAGAGUUAGUUGCCUUUUCAAAGUACAGUUAAAUGAAAUUUGUGCUUAUUUGAAUUCUAUACACAUACUAGCAGUAUUACGGUGUGUCUGUCGGUUAAUUUAAUUUUUUAUACCGUUGUGGAGUUUCACUGUUCGUUCCAUGUCGUCUUUCAUUGUACAGUUUGAAGCAAGUUUGAGUGGAAUUAAUUUGUUUGGGUGGUAUUUUCACACAACUAGUCAUGUAAAUACAGGGCUUUAUUGCUUUUAUGCCUAAUUUUAGUGCCUAUUAAUGUUGAUAAAUGAAGUAUUUAGAAUUGUUACAAAUCUGCAGUUAGGCUUGCUGUGUUAUAAAGAGACUGUGCUAGAUUGAAAUGUGUCGCUGUUCAGUUCUGUCCUAAGAGCUGUACGUAGUCAUCUGAUAACAAACAAAUCAUUAGAAUGUGCGUGGUAUUAUGUAACACUUGAAUGUGAUCAGUUCAGUCAGCAUCGCACUGUUUAAAAUUAAAACGUUGGUUUCUUUUCUUAAUUUAAAAUAUUGGUUUUUCAAUCGAUGAACAAGCAUACUUGACAUUGGAAGGAAUUUGUAAUUUUGUAUGUUUUAAAUUUGAAAGUGUUAAAUAAACCAUUUGCAGACAGCUAAAUCCA